CAAGGUGUCAGCCUCCAUGAGAAAACAUAAAAUUCCUUGAAUAUUUUGAAUUUCUUCUCUAACAGCUCACCGUGAAGGAAAUGACAUAGUUAGAAUCAUACGACAAAAGAAAAAUCGAAAGGUAUAUGUACACUAGUACAUGUAACUUUGUAAAAUCAUAUGAACUACAACUUGAAGGUCUACGUUAACAGUAAUGGAUGUGACAAUUCUAAUAACACUCAAACGGCAAUUAUUGGAGCGUUUACAAUGUGAGACUGUCACAAAUACCAUUGUAAAGCAUUCUACCUCAAACAAACCCAUUGUACUUGAUAACACAAACCCCACACAAGUGAUUCACCUAAUUGAAGCAGAUGUUCACGUAGCUGGCUGUUUCACAUCACUGCUGACUCAAAAUGAUACAUACAGACAUAUGUUUACACAGCAUUGGAUCGAUAGGUCUCUAUUGAACAAUAAGGCAGGAAAUCAACAAAUGACUGAUGUGAUAGUCGUUAUACAAUCAUCAUGGCCAAAUCAAUGCAUUUUAGAUUACAAAUGGUCCUACAGAGUAUGCAGGCUGGUUUGUAAUUCUAUACUUAUACAAGAUGCAAUGGCUUGGUUGUCUACACUUGGGGGAGGCUACUCUGCGCUUGGUGAUCAUUUCCAGCACCAUGCUCAAGAAGCUGGUCGUAUCUCCAACCAUCAGUUUAAGAUUGCCCUAGAAUUAGGGGAUCCUGGACUAACAGCGAGAUGUAGAAUCUAUUUAGCUCAAAGUCUCAUGCAGCAAGGAUGUCUUAAACAAGCCAGAAAUAUCUUAAGAUCACAGUAUGAGGUUGCAGUAAAACGGAAAUCCACUGACCCUAAACUAGUCAACAUGUGCAAAGGUGUGUGGAAUAGACUAAAAUAUCUUCACAGUCAAAGACUCAUAAACUCAUACAAGCAGUCACCUGUGAAAGCUAGAUGACGAAAAUGGAACAAACAUAUAAUCAUAAAAUUUGAAUGGAGACAUCUAUGGUGUAUUUAAUAGACUAAAAUAUCUUCAGCAAUCGCCUGUGAAAGCUGGA
Messenger RNA from Owenia fusiformis, 1040 nucleotides. NCBI's taxonomy places the organism in Eukaryota, Metazoa, Annelida, Polychaeta, Sabellida, Oweniidae. The record is from the annotation of a GenBank genome assembly.